Molecule: messenger RNA, 1649 nt
Organism: Setaria italica (foxtail millet)
Lineage: Eukaryota; Viridiplantae; Streptophyta; Magnoliopsida; Poales; Poaceae
Product: casein kinase II subunit alpha-2
Exons: 10
Coding region: 118-1266 (382 amino acids)
Biological process (GO): protein phosphorylation
Cellular component (GO): nucleus; protein kinase CK2 complex; cytosol
Molecular function (GO): ATP binding; protein serine/threonine kinase activity
Source: RefSeq, a predicted model, not a curated record
UCCCCAAACUUUAAUUAAAAAAAUUAAACAAAGCCCGACGAGAGAUUCGUCUUCCCCCUCGCUUCCGCCCGCCGAAACCCUAGCCCGUCCCGCCUCGCCGCCGACGAUGGCCGCCGCAUGAUCGGUGCGCUGCCUUGGAACCGCCUGCCCACCGGCAUCGCCAAGCCCGCGGCCGCCGCGGCCGUCGUCGUAGCGGCGCUCGCGUCCUCCUUCCUCGCCGUCCCGCGUCCGCGCGCCGCCUCGGUCGCCGCGGGAUCCGUCGUCAUGUCGAAGGCGAGGGUCUACACCGACAUCAACGUCCAGCGCCCCAAGGAGUAUUGGGACUACGAGGCGCUCACCGUGCAAUGGGGUGAACAGGAUGACUAUGAAGUUGUCAGAAAAGUUGGAAGAGGUAAAUAUAGUGAGGUCUUUGAAGGCAUCAAUGUUAACAAUAAUGAGAAAUGCAUCAUUAAGAUCCUUAAGCCUGUCAAGAAAAAGAAGAUCAAAAGGGAGAUCAAAAUACUUCAGAAUCUCUGUGGAGGUCCAAACAUUAUUAAGCUGCUCGAUAUUGUCAGAGAUCAGCAUUCAAAGACCCCCAGCUUGAUCUUUGAAUACGUCAACAACACAGACUUCAAAGUUUUGUACCCCACAUUGACGGAUUAUGACAUCCGCUACUACAUAUAUGAGCUACUCAAGGCUCUAGAUUACUGCCAUUCUCAAGGCAUUAUGCAUCGAGAUGUCAAGCCCCACAAUGUAAUGAUUGAUCAUGAACUUCGAAAACUUCGCUUGAUAGACUGGGGCCUGGCUGAGUUCUAUCAUCCAGGCAAGGAAUAUAAUGUCCGAGUUGCAUCAAGGUAUUUCAAGGGACCUGAACUUCUUGUUGAUUUACAAGACUAUGAUUAUUCUUUGGACAUGUGGAGUCUUGGUUGCAUGUUUGCUGGAAUGAUAUUUCGCAAGGAACCAUUCUUCUAUGGACAUGACAAUCAUGACCAACUUGUGAAGAUCGCAAAGGUGCUUGGAACAGAUGGGCUGAAUGCUUAUUUGAACAAGUAUCAUAUCGAGCUUGACCCUCAACUUGAAGCUCUUGUUGGAAGGCAUAGUAGAAAACCCUGGUCAAAGUUCAUUAAUGCUGAUAACCAACAUCUAGUAUCACCUGAGGCCAUAGAUUUUCUCGACCAUCUCCUACGCUACGAUCACCAAGAAAGGUUUACUGCACGUGAAGCUAUGGCACAUCCCUACUUCCUCCAAGUCAGAGCCGCGGAGCACAGCAGGACACGACCACAAUAAUUAUGGUGCACACCCUACUUAUACUGAACAUAGUCAGCUGAAACCAUGUUCAGUAAGCAUCUUGCUCCAGGUACCUAUACCAUGAUUCCAUGACAGUGACAAAAAUAGUAGUCGCAUCAUGUGAGCAACGCUGGCAGAGCUUGAUAGUAUCUUCAAGCUUGGGAUCACCAUGCAUACAAUCUUUCGUAACGGGAGAUGAAAUUAUAUGUGAUCUUAGACUAAUUGAAGUGGAUACAGCUUUAAUAAUAUUGCUUGUAUUAUGGUGUGAUAUGGUGUAUGCAAGAUUCAUAUUUAUUUCUGGUGGUUGUAGUUAUUUCGAUGAAAUACGCUUAUUGAUUGGCAAGGCUACAUGUCACAACACAAUAGUCAACUGGUUUGUAGUA